AUGUUCCGGACCAGCAUUAGCAACACACAAGCGUCACAAUUCUAUUCCUCCGAGAACAAUGAUUUAGAUUUUUCAAAUAUUUCUUUUGAUGAUGAAGAGGAGGCCGAGGAGCUGUCUCAAGUGAAGAGUCAACCAAAGAAAAGCAUCGGAAAAACUAUUCAAGACCUUGUUGCUGCUCCUCCUUCUAAUUCCAAUCACAAUAUCACUCCCACGAACCAACAACACUCCGAACUGGAUAAUACCAACACCAACAAAUCUGUCAUCAGUAAUUCCACAUCAUCGACGAGCACUGCAACCACUACUACCAACAACAACUUGGGAGAUUCACCAGUUCUCUCUCUAAAAUCAGUCUUAUCAAUGACUACCAAUAACAACAACAACAAGGCUUCUUCAUCAUCUCCUGUUCAUCCUCUGUUGAGAACAAACGAAUUGGAGGUAAUGGAAACGGACGAUGAAGAGGAUCAUGAUGAACAACAACAUGACUCCAAGGUUGCAACCAACUCAAAGUGGGCGACACCUAAGGCUCAAUUAGGAGGGACACACUCUUCAGUAGCAACCACCACCACCAACAACAACAACAACAACUCGAUCACUCUUCAAACAACCACCAACCAUAGUAAUGACGUUUCUCCACCUCUUUUAAUGAAAUCAAGCAGCACUAGUACCACCACCGCCACCAAUAUUGCAUUGAGUACAAACAAGACAACAGUAGAUCAAUCCACCUUUAAGUUACAAGCUCUUCAACAACCACCAACAAAGACUCUCAAUCCUUCCAAACAAUCAUCCAUCAAGAAGACGACCAUUUCUUCUUCUUCUUCUAAUACUACUACACAAACACUGCAAGAUGAAAUCAGUUCAGAUGAAGAGAAUGAUGAACAAGCUGAAUCAUUGAAAAAGACAAUCUCUUCAAAAAAGAUGAAUCAAAAACAACUCCCUUCCACCAAAUCUAAUUCAUCCUUGGACAAACUAUUUAAGGAUUUAAGAUUUACAAUCACUUCCAUAUCCACACCCACUGAAAGAGAACGUGUGAUUAAAGCCAUUCGAUCCCAUGGAGGUGAAGUGAUUGAAACUCUUGAAGAUAUUCAAGAAGAAGAAUUGAUAAUUCUCAUUGCAGAUGAUUGUACCACAAAACCAAAUUAUUUGAUUGCACUCAUGAUGGAAAUUCCACUCUUGAAAAAGGAAUGGAUACAUGAUUCUAUUUCUGAAGGUCGAUUACUCAUUGAUACCAUGUACAAGUAUGUAUUGAAUAGAGGUUCAUUCCUUGUUCGAUCCACAAAACAGAAGAAACUAGUGAAACAACAAGUCCUCUCGAAACUUUCUCCAUGUGUUCCAAUGGAAGAGAGAAUUUUCAGUUCUGCCAAAGUGAGAAUUAUUGGUUCAAAAGAUUUUAAGGAAAAAUGGUCACCCAUUCUAAAGGCUGGAGGUGCCAAAGUGAUGACUGUCCUCAAAUCACAAACAGAUCAUCUUUCAAACUUUUUAUUGGUUGAAGAUUAUGACAAGUUAGAUGCCAAGGUAAAGAAGGAGGCCAAACAACACAAAUUACCAAUUUUGGAUAGAGAUUCUUUGUUGGAAAUUAUCGUAACAUUGGAAAGGAAAUUAUCGUCUGAUCAAAUCUUAAAUUAUUCUGACCUCAAGACAGCUAUUCAAAAGAUGGCAAAACAACAAUCAAAGAAAAGAGCUUGUCGAGAUGAUCAUGAGGAGGACUCUGAGGAAAGUGAUAGCAGUGAGGAAGAAGUUGAACAACACAAGAGAAAAGGUUCAACAGAGGAAUCAUCUCAAGAAGUAAUGCAAAGAAAGAAAUCAAAACCAAGCCCAACAGAAUUGACAUCACCUGAAACCAAACAAUUAUCAAAGACACGUUCUGAAACAACAGACACACUCCCAAAACAAGAGAAUGUAUCUGAAUUGAAAAAGGACAAGACCGAAGAUAACACUCAAAAAUUCACUACUACAAAUUAUCCUAAUGGAUUUUACUUUAGAAAAAGUGAAUAUGACUCUAAUUCAUUCUCACAACUCUUGCAAAUCCAAGAUCAAUCGAUGGAGGUCAUUUGUGUUGGAGAUGUGAUUCAAACACUAGAUGACAAGUAUUACCGUGUGGAUUCGUUCGGAUUUUCACGACUACUUGCAACAGAGUACACGUUAGUUGAUGUCAGAAACGAUUCACAGCAUCAAGAGACUCAACGAUUGUUACAAGCAACAGAUCGAAAUCAUGUAGAAGUUCCCCUUUGCACUGUCAAAUAUAGAGUGUUGUUAAAUAAUCGUUCAGGAAUGGGUGAGAGAAUUUUCUUGAUUGAAAAACCAGAAAGACUAUCCAUAUUAGAUGACACUCCUUUAAUAUCAGUGGAACAUAGGGCGGUCAAUAUUUUGCACUUCAACAUUAGCCACGACUUUCAGCAAACCUCACCACACACAAUUCAAAUCCUUCAAUUUAACAAUAUUUUGUUCCAAGAAAAUGACUUUGUCAAAAUCGUUCACACCUCAGACGAAGGAUCUCGACUGGUUUGCAUUGGACGAAUUAGAUUUGUGCUUGAAGACCGUCUUUUUAUUGAGUUAUUUCGAAGGCAUCCUAACAGCGAAAUAUCAGAUCACUAUGUGACCAGUUUCCAGGUCAUUCCAUUGUUCCUUAAUUCCAUUUCGAUUAUUGAGCCUCUUCAGAGCUUUAACGACCUUUCUGCUUUCACUAUUUCAAAAAAACAGACGCAACAAGUCCAAUCGAUUUUUGUGCAAGAAGAAUAA
Molecule: messenger RNA, 2736 nt
Organism: Naegleria fowleri
Lineage: Eukaryota; Heterolobosea; Eutetramitea; Acrasida; Naegleriidae
Exons: 1
Coding region: 1-2736 (911 amino acids)
Biological process (GO): DNA damage checkpoint signaling; positive regulation of transcription by RNA polymerase II
Cellular component (GO): nucleus
Molecular function (GO): histone binding
Source: RefSeq, a predicted model, not a curated record